GAAGAAUGAAGCAGCCAGUGUGCCAAAGCCAGACUUUGUGCCCAAGACUCUGUCAGAACUAGGAGUGAUGGACACAUUGAAUGGUGGUUUGCCAUCUACCAAUGUUACAGCCACCACCCCUCAGAGGUCCCCGUACGGUUCGCCCGCCCGCUCUCCGGUGCACACCCCCACGCACACCCCCCAGUACCCAGGCUCAUCCCCCCUGCCUUCCCCCAUGAACUCGGGCCAGCCCAACUGGGACCCUCUCUUCCCCCCGGGAGGCCCCCCGCGCUCUGCUAAUGCAUCACCUUUGCCAUCACCCAUGAAGAGCCCAGCACGUUCCCCCAUGGUGCAGACACCCACAGCACAUGCCCUCUAUGACUUUGAACCUGAGAACCCUGGAGAACUUGGCUUCAAUGAGGGAGACAACAUCGCCUUGAUCCAACGGAUUGAUGAAAACUGGUUUGAGGGAACUGUUAACGGCAAGACAGGGCUGUUCCCCGUGAGUUAUGUUAAUGUGACGGUGCCUCUUCCUUAAAGUCUCUCGCACCAUCCACCUCUGCCAAGACCCAGGGGAUCCUCAACGAAAUGAGCACAGGGGAUUGUAGAAAGUGAUUGACUCAUUUGGUACCAUCUUGAAAAUAUACUGUAGAUCUUCUACAAAUAAAUGUUGCAGUAUAUUUAAAUGAAGUAUAGAGGAAUUGAUUGUAUGAUGCAUCAUUUUAUUUUCAAAUUUUAAUCCAAUGUAAAAUAAUUUUUAUUUGAAAAUAUUCAGUGAUACAAGAGAUUUUCUUUGAAAAGCACAUUAUUACAGUAUUACUGUCUCUAAGGGUGGAAGUAGGCUUAUUGUUAUAGCCUUGGUUAUAAUCAGAGUCUUGUUUUGUAUACAGCUAUAUGUUCAUUGUUUGUUAUGAAAGGGACCACUGUUGUAACUUCAUUGUGAAACUGAAAAGAGAAUGCCUCAAAAUUUAUUUAAUUGACUGAGUAACAUUUUGUAAUUGUUUCUUCAUUUCAUAUUCUGUACUUUAGUUUCUUCCUGUUAUAGUCAGUGCCUCAGUUUCUUCCUAUCAUACUCAGUGCUUCAGUUUCUUCCAAUCAUACUCAGUGCUUCAGUUUCUUCCUAUCAUACUCAGUGCUUCAGUUUCUUCCUAUCAUACUCAGUGCUUCAGUUUCUUCCUGUCAUACUCAGUGCUUCAAUUUUUUCUGUCAUACUCGGUGCUACAGUUUCUUCCUGUCAUACUCAGUGCUUUACUUUCUUCCUGUCAUACUCAGUGCUUUAUUUCUUCUUCUCAUACUCAGUUCUUUACUUUCUUCUUUUCAUACUCAGUCCUUUAGUGACUAGGAAGAAAAUUACGUAGUCUGUUUUAGGAUUAUUGCAAUGUUAAUGUUUUAAUUCUACUUUAGUUUCCAAUAUCUUAUAACUAAAGUUCAGUUGUUAAUGAAUCCACAUUUUAAUACAGUAUAAACAAGUGUUUGAACAUAAUUCCACAUUAUGAUGUUACAUUCCACAUCUUGGUGCCACAUUCCACUGUGUGGGAUGAGCACUGAAUAAUUUACAACAGUACACAUGCUGGAUGUUACAAGUCACUCACCAGAAACAUAUGUGUAUUAGACACUUAACAAUGUUAACUGCAGUUUCAUGCAUACAACUGCUGAUGGAUGAUAAAAUGAAUUACUGUACUCAUAUAUUCAUUGCCUUUAAGAAACUAUUUUGUGUACACACACACACACACACACACACACACACACACACACACACACACACACACACACACACACACACACACACACACACACGUACACACACACGUUUUCAUAUGUAGUAUCCAAAACUAAUUUCAGAUUAGUGUAAGAUUCUUUGACAGUUUUGAGGGUAAUUUCAUGAUCAAUAUUGUAUGUUUUUCAUCCCUAAAUAAACAUAUUAUCAUUGCAGGAGAUAACUGUAAUAAAUUUAAUUGUAAUUAUUUCAGUGUAUGACUCAUCUCAGUGAUAUUAUAAUAUUUAUUAGCAGGUGUGUUAAGUUUAUUAGAGAAGGUAUAUAAGAGGAGUAACCUACAGUAAGGCUCCAUGACAAGAAACUUGCUCUGUAAGUUAUGAGAUGUUGCCAUGGGUCUGGGUAGAAGGUUGUAAUGAGACUGACACACCUCACAGUGAAUAAUGCCCCACUGAUUAUGGGUGAGCCCGGUCCAAACUUCAAUCUUCAUUCUGAAAGAAACUAGAUUUUACAAAAUGUUUUACAAGGGAAAAAAGUAGGUUUAGUUGAUAAUAUUUGACUAGCCAGUCAUGAAAUUCACUUUUUUUAUAUUGUUAACUGAGGUAUAAAUUAUUAAGGAACAUCAGAAGACUCGGUACACCAGUCCUGUCAUUAGCAGGUGACUUCAUGCUAUUGUCAUAAAACUCUGUAAAAAAUGUGUGAUGAUAAUUUUAGGUGCAACUGAUUUCGAAAUAGAGAUAAAUUAUCUUAAUGAAUGAAAUGAGCAGCAGAGGGUAGCUCAUUUCACUAUCCAAAAUGGAAGAAUACUGUGCAGAGACUUAGUUUGUACAGUAUUACCUGCAAAUUACGAGAAUUGAUGUUCUAUAUAUGAAAGUGACUUAGCUGCCUACUGCGCACUCUGCUGGCAUGUUACUCAUAUGUUUGUUCUUUACCAUCCUCAGCUUGAGGAUUGUCAUAUCAAUACUGUCAAAUAUUGUAUGUCGCUAAAUAACCCUCUCAUAAUUUUAAAGCUGGAAAGCAAAGAUAUCGCAAUAGUCAUUCUGCUGUAUCUGAGCAAGUUAAAAGUAGUCAGUGGUUGAUUUUUACCAAAUGGUCAGAUAUGAUCACUGCAGAUAAUAAUGCACAGUUUUGUCUUGAAGCACCAGAUGAAGUGGACUUAUCAUCAGUGACAGGGCAUUAGUGUUAUUCUCAAAUCUAGUGUCUUUGAAAAGUCAGCCAAUUGUUGUAUAUGUAAUAUUGUGAUGUUUUAUGUGUCUCAGAUGUUAAGUGAUGAAUUUAAGAUUCUGUUAAAGUUGGGAAUGUUUGCCUUUAUAGAAGUUAUAAUAUUAAGCUGAGUGGAGUUGUGAGGAAGGUCUUUGUUUUGUAACUUGGAAGUCAUACUCGGCCAUGAUUGUGUAUCUAUCAUGCCUUUGCCACUAGACUUUUGUAAUGUACUACUAUACUUGGCUAUGUACCUACAGAUUCAUUUCAUUAUAUCAAUUAACUUUCGCAAACUGAAGAAGAAGAAGAAGAAAAAAAUUUAAAGUGGGAUAAAAUUUUUUAAUUUUUUAGGGCCAUAAAUAUUUUGAACAUGUUUAUGUUAGAAGCCAGUACAGUAUGUUUGAGUACACUUAUUCCAACUUUAUAAAUCAUUACACUUUAACUAUUAUUAUGUUGUCUUAUUUAAUUUAAAGCUUGAUGUAUAUUGUUAGAAAUUCCUCUUUGAAAAAUACUGAUGGCAAUACAAUUGUUAUUAUGUAGAAUUAUCAUCAGUAAAAAUUUAAGAUUUGAACAAUACUAAUGUAAUAAUUUUGAAAUAUAGAAUUUGGUAGCUAUAAAAUACAUAAUAUAAUAAUUAUGCCUUUGGAGUUGUGUUGUAAAUAAUAAAACAUUUAUGUAUAUUUAUUUUCAAGGAAGUUUUAUUGUAUGUCUCAUUGUACAUAGACCAGCAUUAGAUGUGCUCUAGCCUAGUUGAGUUGGUAAUGAAGAUGUCUCUUGUGCCCACAAGAUGGUUCACCAGUAAGUCUUUCCUUUUUUUAUUCAGUCAUAAUGGUGUUGACACUCAGUUUUGUAUGAUUAAGGCAAGUUAGGGCAGUUCCAUAUAAUUCUCUUUUAUAUGCCACCAUAAAUAAAACUUUUGAGAUAAUGUGGUAUUCACACACACUUAUUUACAAACUUACAAUAAGGUAUUGUGGCAUUGAAAAACUUGCAUAAGAAUUAUUGAAUUGAUAUGCUUAUGUAAGGACUUACUGUGAGUUUGAUGCACUCACAUGGAUUGUGGUUUCCAUUCACAAAGAUUGUAACAUUAAUGCACUUACAUAGGGAAAUGUAACAUUGGUGCAUUUACAUAGGUAGUGUGAGACUGGCACACCCUUUGUUAAGCAUGACAUGUUGACAUGAUCAGUUAAUGGAAGAGGGCUCCAAGUAUGUGCAGGGCCAGACGUCAGUUUUUGCAUCACCUUUGUUAUUUUUCUUUUAUUGGGGGGGAUUUUUCAAGAAGUCAUUUAUCUGUUUUUGUGUUUUGGUGGAUUUUACUUAAAAUUGUUUAUGAGAUAUAUGAUGCCUGAAACCAACCAACGACGGUAACACAUACAGCAGGUAUUCCCUCAGAAUAUAUUGAUGUCAUAUAAAUAUUGAGUUUACUUUCCAAACCUUAGGGAAUAUUUUUGGUCAUGGAGCAUUAGAGGGGUCAUUGGAAAUGAUUAAUGUAAGUUAAUGUUGUGCAGUUUUGCAAGUGAUAUUAUUUGGUGGUACCAGUUCCAAGUUGACUUCCCUCCUUACAUUUGUACUGUAGUAGAGAAAUUCAAAUAUUGAAUUCUGAGAUUGCUGUGAAUAUUCUCUAAUCAAAAUCUUCUUCCCUUUAUGGCGUAAUGCAUCUUGUGAGAAACUACUUGACAAAUGUUUAAUUUUCUUUCGCCUUUCUUCUAAUUUCAGUCUUUUACAUGUUUGACACAUUUAUAUCUUGAUGAAUAUAUAACAAUAGUUAAUAAUGUUGUUACUCAUAAUAAAUCAUUUGCAGUCUCAUUAAAAGCCCAUCAUAAGUUACUUUAGUAGAAAGAUCUUGACAGUGUUAACAAACUCAAGGACACUUAAAUAAUAUUUGCUAUAAUUUUACAUAAUGGAGAUGUUUCACUUCCAUAUGAACAGGAGAGGAUAGUCUAUUGGAUUAGAAAGAUGACUGACUAAGUACACAGUGUUACCAUUGAUGGUUCAUAUUUUGAUCUGUCAAGGACAUAAUGUGCUAUUCCCUCCGCCAUCACUUAUAAGUUGCAAAUUAAAUAUCAUAAGAAAUAAGUGUAGGAUUCUGAGACAAACUUGCAAUUAAAUGGUACAUUCCACAUGUAAGUUAUUACGUGGGUAAAGGAUGUGACCUAGCUUGCUUUCCUCUUGACUCACCUCUGUAGCCAUCUUCUCUAUUUUCUUCCACUUUCUCUGCCUUGCUGUAUGUAACUGUACCCCUUACCGAUGUUCAGAUCUUUUAGUGCUAUUGAAACUUCUGUGACUAAUGUCUGUACAUGUGAAAUAAACGUUGAUGACAUGA
Messenger RNA from Homarus americanus (American lobster), 5213 nucleotides. Its product is annotated as endophilin-A-like. The record is from RefSeq and is a predicted model, not a curated record. Gene Ontology annotation, biological process: synaptic vesicle uncoating. Lineage: Eukaryota; Metazoa; Arthropoda; Malacostraca; Decapoda; Nephropidae. Gene Ontology annotation, molecular function: protein binding. Gene Ontology annotation, cellular component: presynapse; cytoplasm; glutamatergic synapse.